AUGAUAAAUGUUGUGUUGCCAAAUAACCCACUUGAAGAGUUUGGAGAAGGUGCUUUUAGUAUAUCGCCCACAAUAAAAUCGGUUGUUCUUGGUGGCACAACUAAACUCCCCAAAGACACAUUUAAAAAUUGUGCAGCAAUUGAUGCAGUGAAUGGACUUGAUCGGAUUAUUUCAUUUGGUGAAAGUUGUUUUAAGGGGACUUCAAUCACUAAUUUCAUUUUUAAUGACAAUGUUGAAAUGAUCGGAUCACGAGCUUUUGCAUUAACAAAGAUAAGCAAUAUGAAACUUCCAGAGAGUCCGGUUACAGAACUUGGGAAUGCAAUUUUUGAAAAAUGUACUUCUUUGUUCCACAUAGAUUUCGGAGGUAGUACAAUUAUUCCACAAAACACGUUCUC
This is a messenger RNA of Entamoeba invadens IP1, 395 nucleotides long. RefSeq lists its product as hypothetical. The annotation marks the transcript as partial. The transcript has a single exon. Lineage: Eukaryota; Evosea; Mastigamoebida; Endamoebidae. The record is from RefSeq and is a predicted model, not a curated record.